UGCUGUUUAUGGUUGUUUUGGCCUUUGUAAUUUGAUGCGUGGACUACUGGGAGCAGUGAGCACUGCCUGGUGAGUACGACGGCUGAGCAACCUUCAUAGGUCUGAAUUAUCGGGGCAUCCAGUUGAUCCGGAAGUCGACCUGGACCUAUAAAACCCCACCCCUGACCGGAGGGUUUUCAUCGUUGCAGCCACCCUGCUCGUUCACACCAUUCUAGACCAUGAUCUCCUUCCCUUCUACCUCAUGGCAAUCCUCACUCAUCCAAAAGACAACCCCCCGGCGCCCAAGGAAUGACGCAGAUCCUUCUCACGGACGUGCAGCAACUGCCAUAACUCCCCGCCUCUAUCUUACCGAUUACCACACCGCUCGCACACCAGGCAACCUCGCACGCCUUGGCAUUACGCACGUCGUAUCUGCCAUCGAAUUUGAUAUCACGGGCGAUUUUCCCCCUCAUGUCCAGGUCCUGCACGUUCCCGUGCGUGACACAGCUGAAGAGCAGAUUUGCUCAUGGUUCGAUCCCGUCGUGGAGUUUAUCAAGGAGGCGCUGGAUAAGGAAGACGCAAAGGUUUUGGUCCACUGUUUCCAGGGGAUCUCGAGAUCACCUAUCUUAAUAUGUGCUUAUCUUGUCGCAACGACGCCAAUGCGCGCUUUGGAGUCCAUUAAGCGUGUCCAAGCAAAGCGUGGAAUAGUCGCCCCAAACAUUGGCUUUCGCAGACAACUUGUCGUUUGGGGUCGCCAGUUUGAAGAGGCCAAGAUCCAGGCCGAUGAGGAGCACCGCAGACGGAGGCGGAGUAUAGGUGGUGUAACGGAGUUGUUAGCUAAAAUGGUCAAACGGUCCAAGUCUGCACCCAUACCUGCAGCGCCGCUAGUUGUGGAUGAAGAUCUACAGGAAAUGUCUAUCGAGGGCUCAAAGGUAGCCUCCCUGAUGGAGGCGAAGACAGUAGCGCUAGAAACUCUUCGCAAGACAAAAGAGGCAGACAACUAAUGUUGUUAUGGCAUGUCUUGCUAUGUCAUACCCUACGGUAAGCUUGGGUGUUGCAUCGUGACACACGAAUCUUCCUGACAUCCCUCCAAGUGCAUGUGGCCACGAUGUGUAAAUCGUUCAUGCAUUUGCAAGACCAAGGAACUAGUAUCUAUUGGCAUUGCUUUAAUUAUUUGGAAUCAUCGAGGGUCAGUGAAUGAACUUGGAAGGAAACUAGCACUUUUCUUCUACCUCACAUUUGCCCCACAUAUCAUAAUAUUUU
This is a messenger RNA of Suillus clintonianus, 1242 nucleotides long. Its product is annotated as protein-tyrosine phosphatase-like protein. Gene Ontology annotation, biological process: protein dephosphorylation. The transcript has 2 exons. The record is from RefSeq and is a predicted model, not a curated record. Bases 219 to 983 code for a protein of 254 amino acids. Gene Ontology annotation, cellular component: cytoplasm. Lineage: Eukaryota; Fungi; Basidiomycota; Agaricomycetes; Boletales; Suillaceae. Gene Ontology annotation, molecular function: protein tyrosine/serine/threonine phosphatase activity.